Molecule: messenger RNA, 1120 nt
Organism: Cricetulus griseus (Chinese hamster)
Lineage: Eukaryota; Metazoa; Chordata; Mammalia; Rodentia; Cricetidae
Source: RefSeq, a predicted model, not a curated record
AUGCCCCCAAAGCCCAGAACGAUGGAAGGACAAGGGGUAGGCCGAACCCUCAGGCUGCUCCGAAAUCGCUUGCCACGACUUCGAGCAGGACCUUCCCAGAACAAUACUGUGGAAGCUGCCACAGAACCAGAAAGGACCCAGGAGCAUUCUCUGUCUAGCUUUGCUGGAGGCCAGCACUUCUUUGAAUACCUUCUUGUUGUUUCUUUAAAGAGAAAGCAUUCAGGGGAUGACUAUGAACCCACGAUCACCUACCAGUUUCCCAAGAGGGAGAACCUGCUCAGGGGUCAACAGGAGGAGGAGGAACGGCUACUCAAAGCCAUUCCUUUGUUCUGCUUCCCUGAUGGGAACGAGUGGACACAACUCACAGACUAUUCCAGGGAGACCUUCUCAUUUGUCCUGACCAAUGUGGAUGGAAGCAGGAAGAUUGGAUACUGCAGGCGUCUCCUGCCUGCCGGUCCUGGCCCUCGCCUUCCCAAAGUAUACUGCAUCAUCAGCUGCAUUGGCUGCUUCGGCCUGUUCUCCAAGAUACUGGAUGAAGUGGAGAAGAGGCAUCAGAUCUCCACGGCUGUCAUCUACCCAUUCAUGCAAGGUCUCCGAGAGGCUGCCUUUCCCGCUCCUGGAAAGACUGUCACCCUUAAGAGCUUCAUCCCUGACUCAGGCACAGAGUUCAUCUCACUGACAAGGCCCCUGGACUCCCACCUGGAACAUGUGGACUUCAGUGCUCUGUUGCACUGUCUCCAUUUUGAGCAGAUUAUUCAGAUCUUUGCCUCUGCAGUACUGGAAAGAAAAAUCAUCUUCCUGGCAGAAGGUCUCAGUACCCUAUCUCAGUGUAUUCACGCUGCAGCUGCUCUGCUCUACCCCUUUAGUUGGGCACACACGUACAUCCCUGUGGUCCCUGAGAGCCUUCUGGCAACUGUCUGCUGCCCCACCCCCUUCAUGGUUGGGGUACAGAUGCGCUUUCAGCAGGAGGUUAUGGAGAGUCCCAUGGAAGAGGUCCUGUUGGUGAAUCUUUGUGAAGGAACUUUCUUAUUGUCGGUUGGUGAUGAAAAAGACAUCCUACCACCAAAACUUCAGGAUGACAUCUUGGACUCUCUUGGUCAGGGAAUAAAUGAGUUAAAGA